Physcomitrium patens is the source of this 1604-nucleotide messenger RNA. RefSeq lists its product as uncharacterized. Gene Ontology annotation, molecular function: structural constituent of ribosome; RNA binding. Gene Ontology annotation, biological process: translation. The record is from RefSeq and is a predicted model, not a curated record. Gene Ontology annotation, cellular component: large ribosomal subunit. Lineage: Eukaryota; Viridiplantae; Streptophyta; Bryopsida; Funariales; Funariaceae.
GAUUUCCUGACCACGCGCUGCCGUUGCUCGCUGUGUCUCGCUAAUCCGGCCUCUCGGAGGCAAAUCCUCGUCCAUUUCUGGGUCGCUGGCACUGCUGUGAGCAUAUGUGAGCUCUCGAGCUAUCGCAGAAUCUCUAGAAUCUCAUUGCAACAAUUGGGUUUCUUUCAAUUUGGUGAACAAUGACGACUUCUGCGGCGUCGAUGCUGCUGGAGUUUUCUUCUCUGAGUGUUGCGGCGUCGGGCGCUGCAGUGAACAAGAGCGGAGGCGUGCCGCAGAGCAGCGGAGUGAGCUCCAGAGUGAGCUGGAGUGGGUUGAGAGCCGGAGGUUUGCAAGUUGGGGGCGUGAAGACAUGGCGGGAUGUGAAGAAGGUGGUGGGAGCGAAGGCGCGCGUGUGCGCUGUCGCGGAGCUGUUUGAGUCCGAGGUUUUGGGCUCGGAGGGCGACGGCGCUGAGGCCGCGGAGGCCCCCGUUAAGGCUGUCAAGCCCAAGACGGGCAAGGCCGCUUUGCCUUUGAAGAGUGAUAGGACAAGGUCAAAAAGGUACUUGGAGAUUCAGAAGCUUAGGGAAAAGAAAAAGGAGUACGACCCUGACACAGCAGUUCGGCUGCUCAAGGAUACAGCUAGCUUAAAAUUCGUUGAAACUGUGGAGGUUCAUAUCCGCCUCAACAUCGACCCUAAAUACACGGAUCAGCAAUUGCGUGCCACUGUAUCAUUGCCAAAAGGAACAGGACAAACUAUCAGAGUCGCCGUCCUUACCCAGGGAGAAAAGCAACAGGAAGCAAAGAAUGCUGGUGCUGACUUUGUAGGAGCUGACGAUUUAAUUGACGAGAUUGCUCGUGGUAUGAUGGACUUCGACAAGCUCAUUGCUACCCCGGAUAUGAUGCCCAAGGUUGCCAAACUUGGAAGACUUCUUGGUCCAAGGGGUUUGAUGCCCAAUCCCAAGGCAGGGACCGUUACCACUGACGUCACUAGUGCCAUCGGAGAAUUCAAGGCGGGUAAAGUGGAGUACCGAGCGGACAAGACCGGUAUCGUCCAUGUGCGGUUCGGCAAAUCCGAUUUCUCGGCAGAUGAUCUUCUGGAGAAUCUAAUCGCCGUUGUGAACUCUGUAGAUGCAAACAAGCCCUCAGGAGCCAAGGGCGUGUACUGGAAGUCAGCCCACGUUUGCUCGACUAUGGGCCCUUCCAUCCGCAUCAACGUCUCGGAGUUGAGGGACUACAAGGUCAAGCAACAAGCGUAGAGAGGAAUACCAGUUUUCAUCCUUCAUCCCACGCUCUAGUUUUGUUAGUUGGAGUAUAACUUUGUGUAGGCUCAAUAUGUAGUGAUUUUAACCCUGCCUACAUGGACCUGUCUUCCUAACUGGAAGUUGUACUCCUAGCAAUCGCUCCAGGACUUGGACCUUGAAUCACAAUUUUAAGAUAGGACCAAGAGGAAAUCCCGUCAUCGUUAUUAAUCAUCUAUUGUUUUGAGAAUAGUUUUCCUUAGACUAGUAGGAGAGAGUGCCCCCCAGUGUAUUGCCAUUUGUGCAGAACAUUGUUGCUCAUGUGGAUAUCAGUCAAGCUGUUGAGGUUCUCCGUUUUCCUAUCGAGUACUCUUACUAUUAAGAUUU